Messenger RNA from Prunus armeniaca (apricot), 291 nucleotides. NCBI's taxonomy places the organism in Eukaryota, Viridiplantae, Streptophyta, Magnoliopsida, Rosales, Rosaceae. The record is from the annotation of a GenBank genome assembly.
AUGGCUAGAGAUUUGCUAACUGUUCCAGCUUCUACUGUAGCAUCAGAAUCAUGUUUUAGUGCAGGUGGUAGAGUUGUAUCAGAGAAAAAGGCCAGUUUGAGUCCAAGUACAAUAGAAGCUUUAAUUUGCUUGAAAGAUUGGGCUUUGGCAGAUUCAAGAAAGCAAGAUGCAGCAGUAGAUGAGCAACAAACUGAAGAAUUAAUGAACAUAAGAGCAUCAAGACCAGAUUGGAUGGCAGACAGUGAAGUUGAGAUUGUUGGUGAAUCUGAAAAUGAGACCAUUCAAAGUUGA